Messenger RNA from Ochlerotatus camptorhynchus, 1595 nucleotides. It is a transcript of the gene koko, whose product is annotated as cyclin-Q. Gene Ontology annotation, molecular function: cyclin-dependent protein serine/threonine kinase regulator activity. The coding region runs from base 221 to 1009 and encodes 262 amino acids. The record is from RefSeq and is a predicted model, not a curated record. Gene Ontology annotation, biological process: regulation of transcription by RNA polymerase II. Lineage: Eukaryota; Metazoa; Arthropoda; Insecta; Diptera; Culicidae. The transcript has 5 exons. Gene Ontology annotation, cellular component: nucleus.
UUUUGGCUAAAGUGGACGGUUUCAUCUCAUUCCCGUAGUAACAAAAAUUCCGAUUCGUUCUGUUGUAACCCGUUGAAGGCUCCUACAAUCAUUAUCAAAAUCUUAUCAUUGUGUUCGAUUUCAUCAAAAUCCGCGAGUGCACUAAAUUUGUUUGAUAUUAUCUUUAUUCUACUCUGUAUUCUUGACACCGGACCAUAUCACCACCGCCUCCAAGAUCAACAUGAUGCGUGAUAUCGACGUAAUCACAUCGUUGAAGAAGGAUUCCAUGUCGGUGCUACCAUCUAUCCAAUCAAAAUCGGUUGACUACAGGAAAAAGAACAUGAAGGGAGUGCCGGAACGCUUCCUCUUUGAAUGUGCCAUCAAAUUAGGCAUGAAGCCACUCACUUCGGCGACAGCAGCAAUUCUCUUCCAUCGAUUUUUCCGAGAAACUGAUGAUACGGAAUAUGAUCCCUACAUGAUUGCAUCUUCUUGUCUGUACCUCGCCGGCAAGAUCAAGGACGAUCCAGUGAAAAUUCGCGACGUUAUCAACGUUGCUCACAGUACCAUCAACCGAUCAGCUCAGCCCCUCGAGCUGGGUGACGAGUACUGGUCCAUGCGGGACUCCAUUGUUCAGGCCGAACUGUUCAUUACCCGCAUUCUCAAAUUCGAUCUGACAACGGUUCAUCCGCACAAGUACAUGCUGCACUAUAUGAAAUCUCUUCAGGAUUGGUUCGGCGUCAAGGAAUGGAACUCGCUGCCGGUAGCCAAAACGGCUGCAUCCUUUCUGCAAGACUUCCACCACAGCGCAAAGAUUCUGGACCAUAAGCCCGACCAUAUCGCCGUGUGCUGUUUGGCGUUGGCAUUCCAAGCUUACGGGGUCCAAGUGCCGCUUACCGAUGAAAUUGAUGAAGUGAACGCCUGGUAUAAUGUUUUCUGCAAAGAUCUUACACGCGACAAACACUGGGAAAUUAUUGAAGACAUCGUUGAAAUUUACAACACAGAAGCGGAGAUUGAUGAGGACGAGGACUGACGAAACGGUUGCUAGAAAUUCGUUUGAAUUGCAAGAGGCUCUAUGGUUGGAUACUACACCGACAACAUCCCAUCAAUUUUCCUCAUUACGAAUUUCUAUUAUUUUUUUUCGUCUCACUCCAUUCAUUUAUUGUACCUACUAUAAUUUUCAAUAUUUUCGAAUAUUGAAGUACAAUCAAGUAAGAGUAUUAUGACACAUCUUCUUCAUCCAUCGCGUACCUACAUCUCCGUCUAACCGAUCGAGCUCUCUGUGCUUCUCCUGAACUACCGAAUAAUCUCCCCUCAUAUUGACGUUUUGUCGGAAACUCUUCCCGGAAACUUAAAAACAAGGCAAAUUUUCGUUAAUUUGUAAGUGAUAGGUCGGUGAUGAUGUUUGGUUGCAGCUUGGGGUUCAAGUGGAAUGAGUCAAGUUACAUACCAGUGACCCAAACAUCUAGAGUUAAGAUUCGUUCUAGAUUUACUACACAAGCCAUAAUCAUUUGUAGCGCUUAUGUUCUCGUAAAUUCAUUUUCAUUCAUCUUUUUAACUAAGAUUGUUGGAAGAGUAGCAUUUGUAGAAGCAUCUAAAUAAAAUUGAAAAUAAAGCAU